Molecule: messenger RNA, 849 nt
Organism: Pieris macdunnoughi
Lineage: Eukaryota; Metazoa; Arthropoda; Insecta; Lepidoptera; Pieridae
Source: the annotation of a GenBank genome assembly
AUGCCUAACCAGGUACUAAUAAUAGAGCCUCAAAAUGAGCUGAAGUUUAAAGUUAAUCUUUCAGGGCUUUUUGACCAAGGCCAUACAACUCACAUGAAGCUCACUAAUCCAACAAGUAAUACUGUUUUAUUCAAAAUAAAAACAACUGCACCAAAAAAGUAUUAUGUCCGACCAAACUCUGGUGUUCUCGAGCCCAACGAUAAAGUGGAUAUUGCAAUCACUCCACAACAUUUCUAUGUAGAUCCUAAUGAGACCCAUAAACAUAAAUUCAUGGUGCAGAGUGUUAUUGCUCCUGAUAAUAAAACCAACAUUGAUCAAGUAUGGAAGGAGACACUUCCCAACCAGCUCAUGGAUUACAAAUUACGUUGUGUGUUUGUGUCCCCACGGGAAGGCAAUACAAAUGAUGCGGGUGAUACUGCAGCCCAGAAUGAAGUUACUAAAAAACUGGUGGCUGUAGCUGAAGAGGGCAAACCCCCAGCACCGAAAUCUGUGUCUAAGGAAGAGUUAGUCAGUGUUUCGAAAUCUAUGAAAGCAAUUGUCAUGGAGGAGGUAGCAGAUGAUUCUAAUAGCAUUACGGCUUUCUCGAAGUCCGAAAACGUUGAGAAUGAUAUGCAAAAAGUAACAAGCGAAGUAAUUCAUCUUAGAGAGGAAGAGAGUAAACUACGCCACGAAAACUUGCGACUAAAAGAGGAGCUUCUGCGUUUGCAUCAACAAGUAGGAGGCGAGCACACGGCUCAACGUGGCCACUCAUACAGCCCUGAUAGGAAGGAACAGCUCUCUGUACCAUGGUUAGGUAUCACCCUGGCUAUGGCUCUUUUGGGAAUCAUCAUUGGCAAGUUUUUCAUGUGA